This is a messenger RNA of Sphaeroforma arctica JP610, 1551 nucleotides long. RefSeq lists its product as hypothetical. The record is from RefSeq and is a predicted model, not a curated record. Bases 1 to 1551 code for a protein of 516 amino acids. The transcript has 2 exons. Lineage: Eukaryota; Ichthyosporea; Ichthyophonida.
AUGACUAAAUCAAACCGGAAAGGCAAGGUCGGCGAAUCGGCCACGCCAACCACCGCCGUCGCAAUCAACAGCGAGUCGAAACAUAUUGUCUGUUCAACGGAUAUAUCUGCAUGCGAUCUCAAGCACAACACGCCCAGCAAAACAACUGGUAAUUUCAAAGUCAAAGAUGUAUCAAAAGGCCCAGAAGCAGUGCGUACAUUAGCAAUGGAGGUAGAGCAAUGGGAUGGCCAGGAAUCAGGCGGUGGCAUUAUCAGAAGGAAUGUACUGAUAUUCGUGUUUUUUUACUUACCUAUGAUCGGAUUUAUCAUCGGGACUACAUACUUGGCUGUAAAGCUCGCCAAGGAUAGACCGCCGCGAAAACCGCCGCUAGUAUGGAAGAAACCAGCCAAAGACGACAUUUUUUGCUUGCUAGUGAUCCCACCCCUGACAUACGUGACUAACAUGCUCACAGCCAAGUAUUCUCCACGCGUGCAUGGGGUCAAGUUCAUACAGAGUAUUGAGCUCUUUAUUGUCGGACAGAUCUGGGCUGCAAUGUCCAAUCGCGUGGGGCUUAUGUACGUGAUGUUUAUCAAAGGCAAUUAUACACCCAAUUAUAAGAUAUUCUUGCUCAAGGCCGUCCUAAUUGUGAUGGUAUUCCAGGAGCUUCCCUUUAUUGUCGCUAUGACCGUGUCCUUCCCAAAGUACACGUGGAUGAUCAAAUGGGGUGCAUUCACAUACGCGAUGAUAACGCUCUUCGAGAUUGCGGUUUAUGUGGUGAGAAUGGGCAGUGUUGUUCGGCUGUUCGUAGACUUCGAAAAUGUUGUGCGAAUGAUGGUUAUGCAGGCAAUUUUGCUUAGUAUUGGUAUAACACUGUAUUACCAGUUCCCUGAUGGCAGGGCAUUCUUUCGAUACAAUCAGACGAUGGUUCUUGUAUGGCAACUUAUCUUCGAGAUGUUUGGAUCCAAUUUGUGGAACGAAUUUGUAUUCUUUUUCGGGUUGAAAAGCUGUAUCAUCGGCCAGAACAAACUUAUCUGUAAGGCGUAUGACUUGGUAGAUCCGCGUGGACGUCUGGAUUCCAUCCUAGACGAUGAAGAGCUGUACCCCAUCCUACUCAGAAUAGCACGGGCCAGAUAUAUGGACGAGAACUUCAUGUUUCUUCAUGAUACGAGGGAUCUCAAAGGACGAGCAGGGUCGGAGCAAGCAAAGCGCUUGCGUAAUGGAGAUUUAGAGGCCACGAGCGCAGCUAACGCUCGCGUGCAAACUGUACUGCAGAACUACGUGGUAGUUGGUGCGGUGUACCCUGUUAACUUGCCGUCCCGGCUUUUGAAGCCAUUGCGAGAGCUCAAUGAGGAAGCACAGAACUUCCCAGCUACAAAUUUAUUAGCAGGCGAUACAGUGUGUGACCUGUUGUCAUCUGCACGUGCAUAUACAGCCUCGUUGAUUGAUCAGAGUCUUAUCAUGAAUGUGUUUUCGCAGCACAAGGAUGUGCUAGACGUAUUGGAAAGUAGGAGACACAGACUUAUGCUGUCCUGUGGUUCCGACGCAAAAUUGGCAGUACCUACCAGCAGGUAG